AUGGCUCGCCGUAAGUCUGCUGCCAGACCUGCUGCCAGACCCGCCGCAAGACCUGCCGCAAGACCUUCUUCUACUGAGCAACGAAACAGUAGACCUGCUUCAACAUUAUCAGCACCAACAAAACAAAAUAAUGUUAAUGUUCCAGCUGUUCCACCAAAACAACCAACUAGUUUAGCGGAACAAAGAUCACCUGGUUUGUUUGGACAGAUGGCAUCAACUGCUGCCGGUGUAGCUGUUGGACACAGCAUUGGUCAUGGUAUUACUGGCUUAUUUUCAGGAAGUGGGUCAGCUGAAACACCAGAUUCUCAACAACAAUACACUCCUCAAACACAAUCUGAGCAACCUCAAUAUCAAUCGUUCCAAAAUGAGAAUUAUGGGGGAGUCUCAUGUGAAAAUGAUGCCAAAUCUUUGACAAAAUGCUUGGAAUCUAAUAAUCACGAUAUCGGUCUCUGUCAAUUUUAUCUAGAGAAUCUCAAAGCCUGUCAGCAAAUGGCAUCUCAACUUUAG
Messenger RNA from Funneliformis caledonium, 507 nucleotides. The record is from the annotation of a GenBank genome assembly. NCBI's taxonomy places the organism in Eukaryota, Fungi, Glomeromycota, Glomeromycetes, Glomerales, Glomeraceae.